AUGAAGCAGUUGUUUAAAGUAUUAGAAAAAUACAUCUCAUGGUUCAAUUUUGAACUUGUUGUCAAGUUAGUCAAUACUUUCAUUACUGGUGAGAGAGAUUUACAGAGGAAGUGGUCUACAUAUCGUGAGAAACUAAAAGAUUAUUUUAAAAAUAACAAUACUAAAGCAGUUCAAAUUGCCGACUCGAUUGAGUUUGGUCUUUCUGAUGUUCCAGGCACUAAAGUAAUGAUUGCUAAGCUAAUUGCCGAUGCACUUGAAGUUCCAGAUUAUGAUUUCUAUUUUUGUACAAUUCAAAAUGGCUGCAUGGAAUUGAAAUAUUCUAUUCCUGAUUUUCUUUAUUCUGUUCUGUUUCCAUUAACCAAUCAACAGUGUCAUUUAUUGGCUGAGAUUGGAAUCGUAACAUAUAAAUGUCAUGAAUAUAAACGUGAAAUGAAGCAGUUGCCAAAAAAGGAAUUAAAGAAGCUUCAUGAUUCUCCUAUUGGAUUAAAAGAUGAAGUACAACGAUUGAUUGACAAGACUGGCCUUCAGGAAAGAGGUAAAAAUGGAUGGAGUCCACCAUUAGCUGCUUCAUAUGGUGGCCACAUUGAUGUCCUCUGUCUCCUCAUUGAUGUUUAUCAUUGCGAUCCUUCACAAGGUGAUGAUGAUGGUGUUAUUAGUUUACACAUGGCCUCAUAUAAAGGCCAUCUCAAUAUUGCACAGUAUUUAGUUAAUGAAUGUCACGUUGAUCCAGACAUAGCAGAUAGCUCUGGUAACACGGGAUUGCUUUACUCAGCACUGGGUGGUCACGUUGACCUCAUGAUUAUGUUUUUAAAAAAGAAGUGCAAUGUGUCUCAGGUGAAUAGAGAAGGAUCGACUUUAUCAUUAUUAGCAUGUAAGAGUGGAGAGGUAGCAUUAGUUUAUGAGCUUAAGCAGUUUGGUAUUUUCUCAGAAGAUGAGAUAGAUUUUAACGGAUGUGGAAUAGUACAUUAUUGUGCUAUGAAUGAUAGUGUAGAGCUUCUAGAGUAUCUUUAUGAUAAUUAUAAAAGGGAAUUAUUUCAAAAAAGAGAUCGUUUUGGCUCAACACCACUUCAUAUAGCAUGCCAGUAUGCUUCAUCAGGUUUCAUUAUGAAAAUGGUAAAUAUUUUUGGAUAUAAAGUAUCACUAGAAGCUGAUUAUAGUGGUCGGUCUUCUCUUCAUUACUUAUGCAGUGGAUUGGUUGAUAAAUACUGCAUUACAGAAGUAUAUAAUAAGCUCACUGCACCAUGUGAUAUACCUUUACUUAUGCAAAUUCCUACAUUUAUUCUUGCAAACAGGAACCUCUCGUAUAAAUAUAUAUCACUAAAUAUAAAUGUAACUAAACAGCAUAAAAGAGUGAGCCUUUUGUCUACACUCCUCAAGAAGACAAGUGUUAUUAAUAAUUUCAAUAUAAAUUCUAUUACUGCUACUGGUCAAUCAUUGGUUCAUUUAGCAUGUACUAGUAGUAGUAUAUUAUUAGUGAAGGUAUUAGAGGAGUAUGGUAUUGAUACAAGUUCAUUAGAUUAUGAGGGUUGGUCUGCAGUACAUUAUGCUGCUUUAUCAGGUUCAGCUACUCUACUCAGUUAUACUGUAUCUGAGUAUAGAUUGAAUGCCAGUCAACCAGACUACAAAGGUGUAGUACCAUUAGCAUUAGCUUGUAUGUCAGGUAGUAUCAAUACAGUAGAAUAUAUUAUGAAUACUACUGACAUUGAUAUUAAUAUAACCUGUAAUAAGGGUAGAACACCUCUUCAUUAUUCAUGUUAUGAUGGUAACAUUAAUCUCAGUCAAUAUCUCAUUGAAGUACAAGACAGUGACAUUAGCAUAACAGAUAAUAAGAAAUGGAAUGCAUUGACUUAUAGUGCUAUGAGUGUUAAUGAAUAUAAACUAGAUCCACAAGUUGAAGAUGGUGACGAUAGGCAAGCAGUUCAUUAUGCAGCUACAGUUGGUGCUAUUGAUGUCUUAGAUCUUGAUGCUCUGUCAAUUCAUUAUGCCUGUGCUAGUGGUGUAAUAGAACUUGUGACAUUUCUAAUUGAUGUAAUGAAAUGUGAUGUCACUACUGAAGAUAAGGAUGGCCAUACUUGUGUUACACAUGCUUGUAGAUCUGGUAAUCUUGAUCUUCUAAAAUUAUUAGUAAAACAAUACCACCUUAAUCCUAAAAUAUUUGGCAAAUCAUCAUCACCAGGAGCUGCAGUGAUGAAUGGAUAUGUUCAUAUAAUAGAAUGGCUCAGACAAGAGUAUCAUAUCAAUGUAGUCUCAUUUAAGAAUGGUGUUUUGCUUUUUCUUGCUGUGCAAUACAACCGUUUGUAUUGUUUAAAAAAAUUAUUAGACAAUUAUUCAUUUGAUAUUAAUGCCAUUUAUCCUUUUGAUGAUACUCAAUCUACACUCCUUCACAUAGCAUGUCAGAAAGGACAUGUUGCUACAGUUCUCUACCUCACUAGUCUUCCUCAGUUGGAGGAGCAUCAGUUGGAUCUCACUAUUAAAGAUUACAAUGGAAUGGUUCCAGUUCAUGUAGCCUGUGAAGAAGGAUCAUUGAGUAUAGUCAAGUACAUUAUAGACCAUUCACCAUUAUCACUUGACAUGACUGACUCUUUUGGACGUACUCCACUACUUAUUGCAGUCUUCUCCAAGAACCUUCCAAUCAUUCGUUACCUCAACAGUAAAAACUGCAACAUUUCUAUACUGGACGAUAAAGGGUUUAACAUAAUACACAUAUCAGCAAAGGGAGGGUCCUUGGAUAUAUUGAGGUUUUUCAUUGAUGGUCGUUACUGUAAUCCUGAUAUCACUGAUGGUUCUGGUCGUACUCCACUUUAUCUGUCAGCUCAAGAGGGUCACUUGGAAAUAGUAGAAUAUCUAUUGGAUAGUCCAAGCUACAUUAAACCACGUGUAGAAUUAGUAGACAUGGCAGAUAGCAUUGGUAACACAGCACUUCAUGCAGCAUGCAGCCAGGGUCAUCCUGAUAUAGUGUCUGCUUUAGCAGGAACUUACAAGUCUCUUAAUAUUGAUAUUUAUUCAAUUAAUGAGAAGAGAGAGACUCCAUUACACUUAGCAGCAGCUAAUGGUCACGUUAAUACAGUCGUGUCUCUGUUAUCAGCCACUACUGGUACUACAAAUCACGAGAAGCUCCUUGGAGCAGUGGAUAGUGAUG
Amphimedon queenslandica is the source of this 3139-nucleotide messenger RNA. RefSeq names its product serine/threonine-protein phosphatase 6 regulatory ankyrin repeat subunit C-like. Gene Ontology annotation, molecular function: protein binding. Lineage: Eukaryota; Metazoa; Porifera; Demospongiae; Haplosclerida; Niphatidae. The record is from RefSeq and is a predicted model, not a curated record. The annotation marks the transcript as partial. The transcript has 7 exons.